Molecule: messenger RNA, 1086 nt
Organism: Akanthomyces muscarius
Lineage: Eukaryota; Fungi; Ascomycota; Sordariomycetes; Hypocreales; Cordycipitaceae
Exons: 2
Coding region: 1-1086 (361 amino acids)
Source: RefSeq, a predicted model, not a curated record
AUGCGAAGCAAUUCUUUAGACUUUAGCAGCUUUGAAACCAUGAGCAACCCUGCAACCCUCAAGAAGACGGAGAGAUCCCAUGAAGAAAAUCAAGAGCGAGCCUACAUAGCAGCCUCGCGCCGCACAGACCGCAGCCUCGAGGCUCGCGUACAGUCGGCGCGCAUGGCCAGCGAAAUUCACAAGCGACGCACCGGCAAGAGCUUCCGUAUCACUGAGCAAAUCGUCCUCAAGGAGGAGAUGUACGAGGAGGAAGAUGACGACCUCCCUCGCUCUUACAGAAUUCUCGGCCCUCACAUGCAAACAUCGUCGCCCGAACUCAACUAUAGAGUGCAAGCCUUUAUGCACAACAAAGCUACCAUGUCUGCCAUUGUCGGUCGCACUCACGACGAGUGGAGAAACAACGAUGUCAACAGGCAAUUCGCUGCGUUGUUCCCCCAGCACGCCAACUUCGAAUCACCGCGUCAGGCUUCAAACACGUCGCCUUCUGCUGAGCAUCAACCACAGCAACAUUCUCCCCAACAGACGCAGCAGCACCGGACAGCUUUUCCUCAGCGUCCGCAGCCCGUGCCGCAGCAGUUUCAGCAAAUGCCACCGCACACCGAGCCAUAUGUACCUCCCCAGCAAUUUUACCCUUCACAGCACGACUCUGUACAGCACGCCCGGGCAUUUUCUACCUCUGCUCUGAGCCAAUGCCAGCCCCAACACCCCGACUUCCUAAGACAAGACUCGGGUAUUGGCCUACCCACAUCGCCGCCCGUCUUUCAGCAUUCCCCCCAAGCCGAGUCUCCCAUUGACCUGGGCUCGAGUCGGUCCGCGUUUACGUCUGAGCUACCCGCGGAAGCUAGAAUGAUGAUGAUGGGUGGUCUCGACAUGAACCAAGCCUACGAGCCUACAUCCCAGGACUGGUCCGCCAUGGAUUCUUCGUUUGACAUGGAUGGCAUUCCUCGUGGCUCCAAGAGCGAAGAGGAGCAAGUCAUUUCUCCUACGAGUGAGACGUUUGACAUGUCCAACAUGAUGAUGGCACCGAUGGACGAUUCGACUUGGAACACGUUUAUCAACGACACCGCUUGGGCGGACGGCCAGUAG